Molecule: messenger RNA, 2642 nt
Organism: Ictalurus furcatus (blue catfish)
Lineage: Eukaryota; Metazoa; Chordata; Actinopteri; Siluriformes; Ictaluridae
Gene: nif3l1
Product: NIF3 NGG1 interacting factor 3-like 1 (S. cerevisiae)
Exons: 7
Coding region: 434-1675 (413 amino acids)
Cellular component (GO): mitochondrion; cytoplasm
Source: RefSeq, a predicted model, not a curated record
UGGUGUUGUGAUAGCGAUGUUUUAAGCCAGUUUAGUUUUAAAUUGCAUUCCACUGGCUAUAAACAAAUAGAAUUUUUCUGUAAUACUAGUGUGCGACAUUUUGUGUGCGAACAGUCUGCUCAACACUAGCGUUUUGUAAGAAUGAUGUAAGGCUCGCUAACGGAAGUGAGACAGGGUUAGCUCGCGAGCUACCUAAGCAAGGGCUCAAUCUCAAAUCGCUUAUUACUCCCUAUCUACAUGUACUACGUAGGGUUCAUGUUAACAGCUUCUACACGAUACAUAGUGCACUGGAUCGUCCACCAGGACGCCAAAUGACAUUCAGCCAUUUAUAUUGAAAACUUAUUGGUCAGUCCUGCAGCUGUUGGAUAGUUUUACAAAAAUAUAAACACAGUGAUCAUUUCGUAAGCUGACUUCAUCCACGUUUACCAGGUCUAUGAACCUCUCGAGAAGAUUAUUCAGGUUGAGCUGCAGCCUGUCUCGGUUUAAUCUCAUCUCGAACACCGCUCUCAAAAGAAAACACCACGAUCCUUCACCCUGUCUUCAUUCCAUACUGCAUUGUUCCAUUUGUCAUCAAUUCUGCACUCGUCCUUUUCUUCUUUCUUCUCGUUCUUUCUCUCGUCCUCCUUGUUCCAUGGAUUUAAAGACAGUUCUGGACGUUCUUGAGCAGCUUGCUCCGCUCUCAUUGGCUGAAUCUUGGGAUAAUGUUGGUCUCUUAGUGGAACCGAGCAAACAGCGUCCGAUCAAGACUAUCCUCCUCACCAAUGAUCUGACUGCUGACGUUAUGGAUGAGGCCGAAGCAAUGACCUGCGAUCUGAUCGUUUCAUACCACCCACCUCUUUUCCGGCCUUUCAAACGACUUGUUCAGAAGGACUGGAAACAGCAGCUAGCCAUCAGAGCUAUAGAAAGCGGGAUCGCUGUCUUCUCACCGCAUACAUCCUGGGAUAGUGUGAAAGGCGGCCUUAAUGAUUGGUUGAUAGAAGGCGUAGGUAAUGGACAAGUGUCAGUGCUAAGCCAGGCUCUCUGUAGCACCCACCAAAAGCACAGAUUGGAGUUCACAGUCAGAAAUGAAGAAGGGCUUGAUAAUAUCCUGAAGGACAUGAGAAAGACAGAAAAAAGUGAAACCUUUCAGUACAACAUACUUAGGACUGAAGAAGAGGCACAGCAAGUAAUCCUGAACUGUCCCAGCUCAGAACUGACCCCUACUGUUCAGGCUAUAUUAGGAAACACCACAGCCAGACAGUCUCUCAACAUCAUACAGGUCCAGCAGCCCCCGUUACUAGGCUGUGGACAGGGGCGGCAUGCUGUGUUGGAUGAGCCGAUAUCCAUAGCUGUGGCACUGCAGAGAAUGAAGAAACACCUCAGUCUGCCUUACCUUAGACUGGCUCUGGGAUAUCAGAAAACAUUAGAUUCUGCGGUGAAGAGUGUAGCUGUGUGUGCUGGCUCAGGAGCUUCAGUCCUGCAGGGCGUGAACGCAGACCUCUACAUCACUGGUGAGAUGUCCCAUCACGAAGUGCUGGAUGCUGUUUCUAAAGGCACAAGUGUGAUUCUGAGUGAGCACAGUAACAGCGAGAGGGGUUUCCUCAGUGUGUUUAAGGAGCGGUUAUCUGCACAUCUACCAGAAUCUGUUACCAUAAUUAUCUCGCAAAAAGACAAAGACCCGCUGCAGGUUAUGUGAUGUCAUUAUCUUCAGAAGUUACUCUGCUGAAGUACCAAAUCAUUGCACCUUUUCUGAUUUAACAUCCUGAAUUUCAAAAUGAUUUAAAAGGAAUAAACGUGAUUACACUGGAAUGUUGUCGCUUUUUUUUUUUUUUUUUUUUUUUUUUUUUUUUUGUCGUCACAUCUUUGCAGUACUUAAACUUAAAUGGCGGGAUGUUUCUGUAGGUAGUCGGAUAGCAUGGUGGGAUAAUCGGACAUCACUCCUGUAGCGCCGAAUGCGAAAGCCGCAGCCAUGUCCUUCUCUGUGUUACACACAAACAACUGCACCUGAGGAAGAAAGAGCAGAGGACACAGUUUACAGAGAGUAUCUUGGCUGUAUGAUUACGUAAUCCUGAUUACCUGAUACAGAGGGAAGAAACUGACAAACACACCUGCAUGCCUCGCUUCACCAAGUGCUCAAACAAAGACUUUCUCAUAGUCAGCCUGGAGAAGACAAAAAUAAAUAAAUAACAACCAAUAAACCCUUGAAUGUAUUAAUUCAUCUCCAGUAAGCUGGUUAGUGUCAAGGUUUCCGUCCCAGGAACACUGGGCGUGAAGCGAGACUAGACCUCGGUUGGGACGCCAGUCCAUCGCAGAGCAUCACACACACGCACGCAUGCAUUAAGGCAAUUUAGAAUAGCCAAUCUACUGGGGGAGGAAACUGGAGAACCCAGAGGAAACCCACAUAGGCACAAAGAGAGCAUGAACAGAAAUUCUACACAGACUAACCAAAAUAGAAUUUAUGACUUACUUUUCAAUGAGAGAGACCAUAAAUCUUUUCUUAAGAUAAGACUCCUCUGGAAUAUAACCCCUGGAAGAGUACAGAAUACAGUUGGCAUGUUAGCUCAACAGAGUGCACAAUGUGUGCCUUUUGCACAGGUGUGUACACUAUAUAACCAUCACACUCGUAUGUUUUUUUGAACAUCCCAUUUCAGAUUUAGUCCCCU